GGGGAGCCGAGAGCGCUGCGCACGGGGCGGGUCAGAGAUCCCUCCGUGAUGGGGGUGCGAGGAGCAGAAGUAACCAGGUGAAAAAGAGGGAGAGGCUGGGAGACGGAUCUGAAAGACCCAUCAGCUUGUGGGGACUUUCACCUGGGACGCCGGCAGGGCCCAGGAAGAGCAGGUUCCCUCCGCGAUGGCCUCGGCACUGAGCUAUGUCUCCAAGUUUAAGUCCUUCGUGAUCUUGUUCGUCACCCCGAUACUGCUGCUGCCACUCAUCAUUCUGAUGCCCGCCAAGUUUGUCAGGUGUGCCUACGUCAUCACUGUCAUGGCCGUUUACUGGUGCACAGAAGUCAUCCCUCUGGCUGUCACCGCUCUCAUGCCUGCCUUGCUCUUCCCACUCUUCAAGAUUAUGGACUCGAAGCAGGUGUGCCUCCAGUACAUGAAGGACACCAACAUGCUGUUCCUGGGCGGCCUCAUCGUGGCCGUGGCUGUGGAGCACUGGAACCUGCACAAGAGGAUUGCCCUGCGCACGCUUCUCUGGGUGGGGGCCAAGCCUGCACAGCUGAUGCUGGGCUUUAUGGGCGUCACGGCCUUUCUCUCCAUGUGGAUCAGCAACACGGCCACCACGGCCAUGAUGGUGCCCAUUGUGGAGGCCGUGCUGCAGCAGAUGGAGGCCACGAGCACAGCCACCGAGGCCAGCCUUGGGGCCCUGGAGCUGGCAGACAAGGGCAAGGCUGGCGAGCUGCCAGGGAACCAAGCAAAUUUCGAAGGCCCUGCCAUGAGGAAGCAGGAGGUUCAUGAGAGGAAGAACGUAUGCAAGGCCAUGACCCUGUGCGUGUGCUACGCAGCCAGCAUUGGAGGCACUGCCACCCUGACCGGGACAGGACCCAACGUGGUACUCUUGGGCCAGAUGCAAGAAUUGUUUCCUGACAGCAAAGACAUCGUGAACUUCGCCUCUUGGUUUGGAUUUGCCUUCCCUAACAUGCUGAUCAUGCUGCUGCUCUCCUGGCUGUGGCUACGGUUUAUUUAUAUGAGAUUCAAUAUUAAAGAGUCCUGGGGCUGCGGGCUGGAGAGGAAGAGUGAAGAAAAGGCUGCGCGAGAGGUGCUAUGGGUGGAGUACAGGAAGCUGGGACCUCUCUCCUUCGCUGAGGUCAACGUCCUGCUCUGCUUCUUCCUGCUGGUCGGCCUGUGGUUCUCCCGGGACCCCGGCUUCAUGCCUGGCUGGCAGUCGAUCACCUGGGUGGAGGGCAAGACAAGUUACACCUCUGAUGCCACUGUGGCCAUCUUCGUGGCCUGCUUGCUCUUCAUCAUGCCUUCUGAGAAGCCUAAGUUCAACUUCUGCAGCCAGACUGAGGAAGAAAGGAAAACUCCAUUUUAUCCCCCUCCGCUGCUGAAUUGGAAGGUGGUCCAGGAGAAAGUACCCUGGGGCAUCGUGCUGCUCCUGGGGGGCGGCUUUGCUCUGGCUAAAGGAUGCGAGGACUCGGGGCUGUCAGAAUGGAUGGGAAAGCAGAUGGAGCCCUUGCAUGCUGUGGCCCCAGCAGCCAUCACCUUGAUCUUGUCCUCGCUCAUCGCUGUGCUCACUGAGUGCACAAGCAACGUGGCCACCACUACCCUGUUCCUGCCCAUCUUUGCCUCCAUGUCACGUUCCAUUGGCCUCAACCCGCUGUACGUCAUGAUCCCCUGUACCCUGAGCUCAUCCUUUGCCUUCAUGCUGCCCGUGGCCACCCCACCUAAUGCCAUUGUGUUUUCCUACGGACACCUCAAGGUUUCCGACAUGAUGAAAACAGGAGUAGUGAUGAACAUAAUUGGAAUUGCCUGUGUAUUUCUGGCUGUCAACACCUGGGGACGGGUCAUGUUUGACUUGGGCAAUUUCCCGGACUGGGCUAAUGUGACCUCACACUGAGACUUUGAAAGAACUGCACAACCACGACCACGGCCCCUGCCCUUCUGAGGACUUCCCGACCUUCCAGUAUACCUCCAAGCAGAGCUUUGGGGUUCGUGACCCAAGGUGACCCCAUGAUGUCCACAGCACACAGAGACCCAACCAAUGGGCCACAUCUUCCUCCAUGCCCAGUGUCACAGCUGGAGACAGGCACCUGGAAGGCAGGCUUGGAAGCAAAGGGAGCCUCCCACAAGGCUGCUGGCGCUCAUCUUUCCUGGGGGCCUGCCGUCAUCUCUGGGAUGAGCAGGGUCCUGCCCCCACUCAGCCUUGAGCUAGCCCCACGGCUGGGCUCUGGUGUCCACUCAUCAUCUAAAUGGGAAUCAGAUCCCAGCUUGGGAGCUGAGAGAAAAACAACCUUCCAGACUCCCAGCUUACCUCGGGCUGCCUCAGAUCAUGCCUGUCACUCGGAAGGGACAAUCCAGCCCAGGAUGAGAACACCUAGUCCUGGGCAGCUUCCCACUGCUGGAGUGAGGUUGGGAAUCAGAGCCUCCUGGGACCCAGGAGUAGGAUGCCACCACCAAAGGACGAGGAAUUUGAGCCAAUAACUUUCAAAUGACACCACCCACAGCACCCCACUGGUAACCUGCUCCAUUUUAACUGACAAUUUGGACCCCUUCCCAGCUCCGUGGGGGCACCCCCUUCUGCUCCUACGGCCCUUUGUUGUGUGGCUGACAUUUGCUGGAAUCCGCCCUUUUCUCCCAGGAGGUCAGUUUGGCUCUUCCGGGAGAUGCUUUUCCUGCCCCCAAACAGCUGGGGUCACAUUCCAAGUAUGGGCAGUGAUGGCUCCUCUGGGGUGGGGACUCUAGUUCCUCCCUCAGCUGCAGGUCCAGAGAAGAUGCUUGUUAACUGCCAAGAGCAGGGCUCCUUCAGAGUUUGUUCGCCAUGCAGAGUGUGGGCUCCUCUGGGGAAAGCCUUCCUCUGCUAAUACAGCAUUGCUGAGAGCAUCUAGUGCUGGGUGGGCCCUGAAGAUGGCCCUUGCUCAUGAAUCAGUCUACCUGACAUUGAUGGGCAAAGACUCCAGAGCAGCCUAAGAGCCUUUAGAACUCCUGUGAGAGACAAACGAGGGACUCCUACUCUGCUACCCGCCGCCAACCCAACUUUCUUUCCUUCUUGCGCUGCUCCACUGAGGGUAUUUUUCAGAGCAGAAGAAAGCAUGGGAACCCAAGGAACCCCCAACCUCAACCCUAGGACCACACAUGUACCACCUGGUUCCCUGGGUGGGAUGAUUCCUGACCGCCCCAUCGGUCUCCCACGGAAGGUGCAGGGCUCCGGCUCGGGCUUUCUGCUGGGUGGGGGGCGGGGGCAGGGGGAUGAGCGAACACUUACUCACUGCCCACCUCCACUGAGCUGGGCCUCCCUGCCUCUGGUGUACCUGCUAGUUAUCUCAUUCGUUGUCUGCAGCAGCCUGUGAGAUAGGCGGGCGUUAUUAACCUCCUCUGUCUUUCAUUAAUUCUGGGGCUCAGAGAGGCCACACUGUGUCCAAAGUCAAACAUCCAGUUAGUGGCAGCUGAGGUUCCAGUCCAGAUCUUCCACUGCCGUGUCCACUGCUGCUUCCUAGCCAUUAAGGGCCUUGGCCUUAUAGGGCCUGUAGGGAAAAGUGGCUGGCCAGCUGCAUAUCCACCCCAAGGCCCUGCCUGCUCAGGGAUCAUCAACAAGAGUGUCUUUCUGCAGCUUCCUCUGAGAUGGGCUCAGGUCAGUCUUUGGACAGACAGGGCUGGUCUUUGCCUAAAGAAGCAAAGCCUUUGUUUGGAGACAGCAGUAUGGAAAUGGCUACCUGCUCCCCCACCAAGGCAGAACUGACCCACUGCUAUAUCAAGCCCCUACACUGCUGCUGCUGACUGCCUCAUCAGUGAGGACUCCCAAGGACUUGCACUGCCCGCUGGGUCCAGUGCUGGCCCUAUGGCGGAUCCACAGCAGGCCACCACAAGUGUGGUUGGUAAAUAAAUGACUGGUCAGUGUGGUCAAUUAGAUCCACGCCUGCUGGCAAUGGCAAGGUCAGUGAAGGUCAUCCAAAGUGGGCAGUGAAGGAUGAGUAGAACUGGCCAGCUGAUGGGGGAGGAUGUGGUGGGGUGGGGGUAAGGGUGAGGGGAUUCUAUCUGAUUGGGGGAUGAAAAGAAAGCUGGGUGGGGUUUCAGGAGAGCAGACCCCAGGUUGAGGAGGCUGACCAAAGGCUGUUUCUAAACUUCUCUGGACGUUGGCUGGAGCGGCACUAACAUUUAUGGUCAGUGCCAAUCAGGAUUACAUUUGGCUGCAAAUGAGAGAAAAACCUAGCUAACAGUGGCUUAAACCAUAAAGGUAUUUAAUGUUUACUUAACAAGAAGUCUGGAGGAAGACAGUUGCUGGCACUGGUCCAGCAGCUCACUUGGGCCACCUAUGGUCCACUCUGCCAUCUUAAGGGCAUCAAGCCUUUACUGUCAUGCUUGACCCUCAUGCUAUACACAUCUGCACUGAAGGCAGCAAGGAAGAAAGGUGUGAGGGACGGGGGCACGAUGGCACCUAAUGCAUCUCUCCUGUUUAUUAGGAAAGCAAAAUCUUUCUCAGAAACCUCUGCAUGCUUCCCUUUGUGUCUUAGUGACCAGAACUAAAUCACAUGCCCACCCUCAGGCCAAUCAUUGACAAAGGGGAACUGGAAUAUUAUGAGACAAAUUAGGACUCAUCUCUCUUUUUCCAUGCAGUUCAGCAGAAACACGUUUCUAGGAAGGAAGAGAGGAUGAGUUUCUCUGGUCAAGGGCUUCACCUCUGCCUUCCUCCCAGAGAACCGCUGGAUUGGGAGGCUGGAGUCUGCGUCAUGGACCAUGCUCAGUCCUGACGUCUGAUACAGAGCAAGUCAGUCUACUCCCUGGGCCUCAGUUUCCAUCAGGAAGAGGCUGGGCUAGGGCACCUGUAAGGGCCUUUCUCCAGAGUCACCUGCCUGGGCCAGGUGCAGCCCCUGCCCCAUCCCCAUGUGUCUCAGCUUAAAGUCUCUUCCAUGGCCCACUCCCUGCCCCCAUCUGGGUCCUAGCCGUUUGCUGAAAGCCCCCAGCCCUUUUUCCCAUUGAUAUUUUGUCUCUUGCACCUUUUGAAGACAUAAGACCCUGAUUUCUCUCUUAGCCUGAAUCAGACAUUUGGGCCCAAGGUUAGCUGAACACAUAAUCCUGCCUAAGAUCACUCCCUGAACUGUUUUCCCAGGCACUUAUGACUCCACAAGGAUCUUAUGCACUCCAGGUUCCUUAUCCUUUGAUCCCAGAAUUGGGAUCCUUCCCCAACCCUCUGUCCUGAGAACUUCCUUAGGGACAGACCUGGGCCUCCUCCUCUGGCAAAGCCAGUGAGCAGGGCACUUCCCUGGGACAGGUAAAGUCUUCUCCCCACCAUCCCUCACACACAAAAGAAUGGGUAGUGAGACUUCUGCUCAGGACUCCAACCAAGGAGUCAGAUCACUAGCACAGAGUCCAAUUCUCAAAAUGAAUAUGGACAUUCUCAGGUAGGAUCCUUGAUGGCAUGUUCUUGUUUGUGGAAAUAAAGACCAAAUGCUGGACUGUCUGGCUAAAAACUACAUAUGGCAGUCCUAUUCUUAGCGCAGAACUCCCACUUCUCGGUACUCUCUCCCUUGGUCCCACAUCCUCUUAAAAGGCUUGUCUCCCAACCUACUAAGGAAAUUUUUUUUUUUUUUUUGUCUUUUUGUCUUUUUUUUGUUGUUGUUGUUGUUGCUAUUUCUUGGGCCGCUCCCGCGGCAUAUGAAGGUUCCCAGGCUAGGGGUUGAAUCGGAGCUGUAGCCACCGGCCUACACCAGAGCCACAGUAACACGGGAUCUGAGCCGCGUCUGCGACCUACACCACAGCUCACGGCAACGCCGGAUCGUUAACCCACUGAGCAAGGGCAGGGACCGAACCCGCAACCUCAUGGUUCCUAGUCGGAUUCGUUAACCACUGCGCCACGAUGGGAACUCCUUUUUUUUUUUUUUUGUCUUUUCUAAGGAAAUUUUUUACACGUUAAUAUAUAUUAUAGAUAUAUAGCCCAUCAAUAUAAAUCUUCCACACCAUGGGAUGGGUUUUUUCAUUCUUCAACAGAAAGCUUAUCAUUUUUGGCUGAAAUCCUUGCAAUGAGAUAGAUAUCUGGUUUAUCUCCCUUGGUGUUCUAAGCCAGGAUUCAGGUUCUCACUUCCCUGCCCCAGGAAGGCCUUCCAGCUGCUUCCUGGAUAUGCUUGUGCAAAUGCCCACUUCCACCCUCAGAGACACUGGCUGCUCCUGGCAGUCUUAGAGCAGCAUUUAUGUCCCUGCGUCCAGCCACCAGGGGUUGAGAAAUAGGACAAUUCAAUCUCAGAAUGCUCUGUUACUCAAGACAUUUUAACUAUUUUUAUAUCUAAAAAGUUGAAAGAAAUUCCAAUAGCACAAAAAAGUAUGGAGACCUGUCCCUCCAGGAUCAGAUUUCGACAUUUGUCUUUUUUUUUUUUUUUUAAGGCUAUACCUGCAGCAUAUGGAGGUUCCCAGGCUAAGGGGUGAAUCAGAGCUGUAGCUGCUGUCCCACACCACAGCCACAGCAACAUGUUAUCCGAGCUGCAAGCUGCGUCUGCGACCUACACCAUAGUUCACGGCAAUGCUGCAUCUUUAACCCAGUGAGCAGUGCCAUGGAUCGAACCCACAUCUUCAUGGAUACUAGUCGGGUUCGUUAACCACUGAGCCACAACAGGAACUCCCAGGAUCAGCCUUUGAGACCUCCAUGCCCCUCCAGAAGGGCAACCACUGUCCAAUAGUUUCUUACAUGUGCUUGCAGAAAUGCUACAUAUACAUUCGGCCUUUGGGAAUUGGUUUCAGGACCCCCAUGGGUACCAAAAUUUUUGGAUGCUCAAGUUCCCUAUGUAAAAUGGCCUCGCAUAGUUGACCCUCCCUAAUCCGUGGUCCUGUAUGGUGACUGGUUGAAUCCAUAGAUGCAGAACUCACAGAUUCGGAGGGCAGACCGUCUGCAAGUUUAGGUGCUAGAAUCAUGUCCUCUUUGUCAAACCGGGAGUAAACUACAUACAUUUCCUGCCCUUGUUUCCACUCCUCCUCCUUAAUUUAGUUGGAGAGUAUUCCACUUCAGGACAUAUUAAGUUCGACCUUUUCCCCUCAUUCAAUAGUUAAAAUUUAAAUUGAGAUACGAUUAAAUUCAGCAAAAUGCACAGACCUUAAGUGUAAAAUUCAAUGAUUUAGACAACUGUAUACAACAUGUAAGCAACACCCCACUUCCAUCUCCUUACCUUAAGAAGCUUCUCUUGUCCCUUCCAGGAGUCUGUACCUUCUUCAAGCAACCACUAUCUGAUUUCUGUCACCAGGGGUUGGUUUUGCCUGUUGAAAUUCAUGUCAGUGGAAUCAUACAGUACAUACUCGUGUCUGAUUUAUUUUGCCUAACAAAAUGCUUUAGAAAUUCACUCCCGUUGUGUGUAUCUAUUCAUUACUUUUGUCACUGUUGCUAAGUGGUGUUCCAGGGUAUGAACACGUCACGAUUUGUUUAUUCUCCUUUGAUGGACAUUUGGUUUGCUCCAGGUGAGGGCUAUCUGAAUAAAGCUGUUUUAAAAUUCUCUGCACAAGUCUUUUUGUGGACCUAUGCUUUCAUUUGUCUUGGUUGUGUGCCGAGGAGAAAGCCUCAGUCUUUUUAAAAAGCUGCAUAGUGUUCCAUUGUAAGUGUAUACCAUAUAAUAAACAAGGCCCCUGUUGAUGGGCAUUUGGGUCAUUUCCAA
Molecule: messenger RNA, 7625 nt
Organism: Sus scrofa (pig)
Lineage: Eukaryota; Metazoa; Chordata; Mammalia; Artiodactyla; Suidae
Source: RefSeq, a predicted model, not a curated record